AUGCCGGCGAAUCGAUGUACAUGUCCGCAGCAGCCUAUUAUGAGAACCGAGGCAAUUGCGUUGCCUCAUCUGCCCGAUGAGAUCAUCGCCAAAAUUAUCGACAAUGUCACCCCCACUGAGAUUGUCGCCCUUGGUUGGGAUCGAGUGAGCCGCGCAUUCUCAGCGCUCGUUCAUCGCUCCAUAUGCUCGAAACAAUAUUUUUGCGUCGCCCACGAUCUUAUUUGGAAGCUUUAUCUUGCGUCGGUCAGCAGUUUUGACAAUUGCCGCGAAAAAUUCGACAAGCUUUUGGUAUUGCUUAUCAAAAAGUAUCUUUGCGAAGUGAACGAUCUCACAAUUCCGGUGACACUCUUCUCGCACAUUCAACGAAUUCUCGUCAAACAUCCGUGGUUGGCGGCGACGAGCGGCACCGCGUGCCAAUUCCGCCAUCCGCAGCCGGGUGUCGCGUUCACGCAUCUCACGCGGCUCACAAUUCAGAUUGGCUCCGAUUUCGGUUCGCUCACACUAUCCCACAAUUUCGAGAAUCUCAAAACGUCGUCAUCGUUGUGUAAGACGCUAAGCGAGAUCAAUCUUGAUCUAAUCCUUUCGGAUCGCGAGGAUGUCACAUGUUCGGGCUUCCGUGAGCUUCUCCUAUUCCUAAAGGAGAUCGCCUGCGAUUCUACAAUGUGGAAUGUCAGACUUUCCGACGACACCAACUGUGGGCAAGGUUGGAGGGACCCAUCGAAAUUGAGCACGUAUCGCAAUAAGCUUUUCAUUUGCUAUAUAAGAGCAAUGCUGGAGCUUAACAUGCGAAUCAAUCAGCUGGUUUUGAUUGAUCGUCGAAAAGUUUCGCCGUAUAUGCUCAUGUCAUCAACAAGACGGACCAUUUACAUGUUCCCGGAGUUUAAGAAAUGCCACCAAUUGUGCGUUUGCUACGAUAUUGGCCUGAUUGCGCCGACGUUUUCGCAUGAAAACGAUCGAUUCGAGGAUUUGGUCGUUUUUGAAGUCGAUGAAUCGCAUGUUCUGUACAAGGCCGAUCUUUUGGAGUACCUUAAAACCGCGACAAAAUUGGAGUCGCUGAGAGUUGUGGUCCCUUCGACGUGGUCCUCGAGGGUCUCGCGGUGUACCAAAGGAUGUUUCCAGAAUCCGGAUUAUUCAUGUUUCAAGCUUGAUGGAUGGUGCAAUGUGUUUGCAAAGCUCCCGAAGGCUCAUUUCGAGAUUGUUGAGAAUGAAGCGCCAGUCGCCUGUAUAUAA
Messenger RNA from Caenorhabditis bovis, 1230 nucleotides. NCBI's taxonomy places the organism in Eukaryota, Metazoa, Nematoda, Chromadorea, Rhabditida, Rhabditidae. The record is from the annotation of a GenBank genome assembly.